AUGGGAGAAGUGAAUGUGACGUUUAAGGAAUCGGUACAUAGGAUUCUCGACCGGAUCAAACAUGAGCCGUAUUUUCGAUGGCCGAACAAAAUGGGAGCUGACCCAUCCAGGAGGAAUCGGAAUCUGUACUGCACUUAUCACCGAGACAAAGGUUACACUACCGAACAGUGUCGGGUGUUAAAGGAUCACCUCGGGCAAUUAGUCAAGGCCGGGCAUUUAAAGGAUUUCGUGUUGGACUCGGGAGACAGAAUCGCAGGGCAAGAUACUCGGCAAAGGGGAAACCCUCUCCCACCCCCUGUAGGGGUGAUUGAAGUUAUCCAUGUUGCCCUAGAAAGGCCCGUUGCAGGGAGAAGGAAAGGAGUGUUGACAGUAGUGUCAGUAGAUGGUAACUCGGACCUACAGUUGCCGGGUAAGAAGAUGAAGUUUGCACGGGAGCCUAUCUCAUUCGACGAUGACGAUUUGGAGGGGAAGAUCCAACCACAUAACGACGCAUUAGUGGUCACGGCCUAG
Quercus lobata is the source of this 510-nucleotide messenger RNA. RefSeq lists its product as uncharacterized. Lineage: Eukaryota; Viridiplantae; Streptophyta; Magnoliopsida; Fagales; Fagaceae. The record is from RefSeq and is a predicted model, not a curated record. Bases 1 to 510 code for a protein of 169 amino acids. The transcript has a single exon.